GCCCUGGCCCUGGCUCUGCCCUCCGCGGCCCUGGAGAACGGGCUGGCGCUCACCCCCCCCAUGGGCUGGCUGGCUUGGGAGAGGUUCCGCUGCAACGUGGACUGCCGGGCGGACCCCCGCAACUGCAUCAGUGAGACACUCUUCUUCGAGAUGGCAGACCGCCUGGUAGAGGAUGGCUGGAGGGAGCUGGGCUAUGAGUACAUCAACAUUGAUGACUGCUGGUCUGCCAAGCAGCGGGACACGAUGGGACGGCUGGUUCCAGACCCCGAGAGGUUUCCCAGUGGGAUUAAGGCUCUGGCUGACUAUGUCCAUGCCCGAGGCCUGAAGCUGGGCAUUUAUGGCGACCUGGGCACCCUCACCUGCGGGGGCUACCCGGGCACCACGCUGAACCAUGUGAAGCAGGACGCCCAGAGAUUUGCGGAGUGGGGUGUGGACAUGCUGAAGCUGGAUGGGUGCUACUCAUCAGGAGAGGAGCAGGCGGAGGGCUACCCAGAAAUGGCGAGGGCCUUGAAUGCCACAGGCCGUCCCAUCGUCUACUCCUGCAGCUGGCCAGCGUAUCAGGGGGGGCUUCCCCCAAAGGUGAACUACACCAUCCUGGCAGAGGUCUGCAACCUGUGGCGUAACUACGAUGACAUCCAGGACUCCUGGGACAGUGUGCUUUCCAUCCUUGACUGGUUCUCUGCAAACCAGGAUGUGCUGCAGCCAGCGGCUGGUCCUGGCCACUGGAAUGACCCAGACAUGCUCAUCAUUGGAAACUUUGGCCUUAGCUAUGAGCAGUCCCGCUCUCAAAUGGCCUUGUGGACAGUGAUGGCAGCUCCACUCCUCAUGUCCACGGAUCUCCGCACCAUCUCCCCAAGCGCCAAGGAGAUCCUGCAGAACCGCCUGAUGAUCCAGAUCAACCAGGACCCCCUGGGAAUCCAGGGGCGCAGGAUUGUCAAGGAGAAAACCCACAUUGAGGUGUUCCUGCGCCCGCUGUCCCAGGCUGCCAGCGCCCUCGUCUUCUUCAGCCGGAGGUCAGAUAUGCCCUUCCGCUACACCACCAGCCUGGCCAAGCUCCACUUCCCUGAGGAUGCAGUGUAUGAGGUACAAGAUGUGUACAGCGGGAAGAUCAUCAGCGGCUUAAAGACGGGAGACAGCUUCUCGGUCGUUAUUAACCCCUCAGGGGUGGUGAUGUGGUAUCUCUAUCCCACGGUGCUCCCGGCACAGCCCUGGCACCUUGUCAGACAGCAAGCCCCCAGCGAGGAUUUCCGCCCAGUCCUCCUGUGAUGAGGCUCAGCACAUGGGAGUGUGGGUCAGUGCCGGGGUGAGCUGCGAGACCCUGGGACACGUGGCUCUUCACUGCACAAGUGCCUUUUGCUGACGUGCCCAGCAGUGCUGGGGAGUGACCAUUCCUCGGGUGCCAGCUUGAUGUUUACUCAGUCUGCAUAAAGCAGAAAUUGUUGUUACCCACCUCCUAAGGGUGCACAGAGCAUAAUUCCUCGGUGACUGCAAAACCCUUUGAGAUCCUCCUGUAGAAGAUGCCAUACAAGCAGAGUCCAGCCACUGUUGGGAGUUUUUGUCAGCUCUGACACCUGAGCACUUCGCUGCUUUGAGCUGGGUACCACUGACCACUGCAGGGGAUGUUUGAAUUAUACCUGUAGAAGGGCUUCGAAUGCUUUAGUGUCUUCUUAGGGUAGUGAUUCCCCCCAUGCAUGAUGGUGUUAGGCUCAAGGGUCAGACCUGGUCACCUUCUUUCCUUUGCUAUAAUCAGCUUGGCUUAGAAUAAGGGGAAUGUCAAUAGGGCUGCACCCUUACCAUGUAAUCUCCCCAGGACCAAGAGCUCCUGGAGACAUGAUGGUCCAGUGCAGAGAGGCUUUGCUUGCAGGCCUGAUCCUGCUGCCAGGAUCCUGGAGGCCAGCACUACUACAGCCUGCAUGCUAGCAUUGUGUUAAAACCCCUCUGGUAUCAGUUUACAGAGCAGAGCAAAAACCUCCAUUGGCCGUGCACAACCCCAGCAACCUUGCUGUGGUACAGCACCAAAAACUGCAGAGCCGGUGUGUUGUACACGAGUGGUGUUGGGAAGAUGCUGAUGCUCAGUUGAGGUCAUUUUUUGAGUUGGGA
Messenger RNA from Haliaeetus leucocephalus (bald eagle), 2100 nucleotides. It is a transcript of the gene NAGA, whose product is annotated as N-acetylgalactosaminidase, alpha-. Gene Ontology annotation, molecular function: alpha-galactosidase activity. The coding region runs from base 61 to 1266 and encodes 401 amino acids. The record is from RefSeq and is a predicted model, not a curated record. Lineage: Eukaryota; Metazoa; Chordata; Aves; Accipitriformes; Accipitridae. The transcript has 8 exons. Gene Ontology annotation, biological process: glycoside catabolic process; oligosaccharide metabolic process; glycosylceramide catabolic process. Gene Ontology annotation, cellular component: cytoplasm.